AUGCGGGAGAUUCUGAGGCGGCACGAUAAAGUCACUCCACUGGAGAAGAGAGAGAAGGGAGGUCAGUGCUUCGUGAACGAUUACCGUGUUGUGCGCACGGUCAAGGAAGACAAACUGAGUAAAGUAAUUUUAUGCGAGCGAGGGGGAAACCUUUACGCGAUAAAAAAAUACAAAAAAAAGGGAACCUACGAAUUCAUGCCGCCUGAGUUCUUCUCCAGCGGAAAGUGCUACUCCGGUGAGAAGGUAGACAUAUGGAGUCUGGGCAUCUCCCUCUACGCCCUGUUCUACCGCGUUAUCCCAUUCGUCCAGAAGGAGUCCCUGCUUCAGUUAUUCCAAGACAUAGGCAGAGGGCACGUGCAGUAUCCCCUCGAUAGGAAUUAUUUUUUAAAUGAAUACACGAAAAAAGAGGUGCCUUCCUGUGUCCCCAGUUUGUUAAGCACGGACAUUGAUUUUUUGAAAAAUCUUUUGAGGAGGGAUCCAGGGGAGAGACCCACAUCGGAAGAGGCACUCAAACACGAAUGGCUAAAGGAUGUCGACUACGCCUGUCUAGAGCAAUACGCAAAGGAAACCUAUAAGAAAAGGACGAAGUUAUAG
This is a messenger RNA of Plasmodium cynomolgi strain B, 594 nucleotides long. RefSeq names its product serine/threonine protein kinase. Lineage: Eukaryota; Apicomplexa; Aconoidasida; Haemosporida; Plasmodiidae. Gene Ontology annotation, cellular component: cytoplasm; nucleus. The transcript has 4 exons. Gene Ontology annotation, biological process: protein phosphorylation; mitotic DNA damage checkpoint signaling. The record is from RefSeq and is a predicted model, not a curated record. Bases 1 to 594 code for a protein of 197 amino acids. Gene Ontology annotation, molecular function: protein serine/threonine kinase activity; ATP binding.